AUGAGUGACCAAAAGCCUAAAUUUGACGGAACUCCAUUUGGAACCAUUCACCAGGCGGCCGAACGCGGUCGCAUUGAGACGAUAAAGGUGCCUCUAGAAAGCGGAGCUGAUCCCAACGAAGUGGAUCAUUGCGGAAUGGGGCCCCUUCACUUUGCAGCCGAGAAAGGCCAUUGGAAUAUUGCAAGGCUCUUGCUAGAAAAAGGCGCGACUCCCGGCUUAGUUGAUAGUAGUUGUAUGACACCACUCGACUAUGCCGUCGCCGGGGGAUAUUUGGAAAUCGCUCGACUUCUACUCAAAUGCGACGCGUUAUUAGCAGACCGUUUCACUGGGAAACGAAGUUAUCUAAUCCACGUUGCGACUACCCGUGAAGAUAUACCUAUGAUCCAGCUGCUCUUAGGUGCAAAGAUUCGCAUAACCGCUACCGAUCUCCAUAGUCGAAACCCUGUCCAUUUAGCUGUCAAGCAAGACAACUUGGAUAUUUGCAGGCUUCUCCUCGAGAAUGAGGCUCGGCAGCCACCCACCGGCUUGAGUCGAAUAUUUGAUAGCAAACCCUCUGUUCUGAGAAAGGACUCCAAUAACCACCUUCUUUUCUUUUACGCUGUGGAGAGUGGGAAUUGCCCGAUGGUGGAACUCUUUACCUAUCUCAGUCGCUCUGAUAUACUCCAAACGGAUGUAUACAAUGCAGUUCACACACUCAUAAUCGGCCUCCAUGAACAGCGAGGAAUGACACUUGAAACAAUGGAUUACAUCGUUGAAAUCAUUGACUUUGGUCCAACCGAUCAUGCGGCGAGUUUUCAUGGGAAUUCAGUCGACGACUGUGUCUAUUCCUGA
Penicillium subrubescens is the source of this 831-nucleotide messenger RNA. Its product is annotated as ankyrin repeat domain-containing protein. The record is from RefSeq and is a predicted model, not a curated record. Gene Ontology annotation, molecular function: protein binding. The coding region runs from base 1 to 831 and encodes 276 amino acids. NCBI's taxonomy places the organism in Eukaryota, Fungi, Ascomycota, Eurotiomycetes, Eurotiales, Aspergillaceae. The transcript has a single exon.